Messenger RNA from Adineta ricciae, 591 nucleotides. The record is from the annotation of a GenBank genome assembly. NCBI's taxonomy places the organism in Eukaryota, Metazoa, Rotifera, Eurotatoria, Adinetida, Adinetidae.
AUGGCGGCUGAAAAACAAAAUUUACCGAAAACUUCCGGCUUUCUCCGUCCAUUUCGUGCUACAUUCAUUGACGAACGAAAUAAUGAUCCUGUCAAACGUUUUUGGGAUGCGGUCGAAGGACAUAAUUCUGUAGCCAUUAUUAUAUACAAUCGUUCUACAGACGCGCUCGUCUUCGUUCGCCAAUUCCGUCCGGCUGUGCAUGUGAUGAUUAAUCCCAAAUCUGCGAUAACGUACGAAUUUUGUGCUGGAAUCAUCGAUAAAAAGCAUUUAUCCAGCAAAGAGCAUGCCCAUGCUGAAAUCCUUGAAGAAUGUGGCUUCGAAGUUGAUAUCGAUUCGAUUGAACUUGUGGCAAAGUAUCGAAUCGGUAUCGGCAUAGCUGGUCCAUUUCAAGAACUUUUCUAUGUUGAAGUUACCAACGAUAUGAAGAAGAAUAACGGCGGUGGAAAUGCAUCCGAACAAGAGAUGAUUAUGGUACAGGAGAUACCAGUCAGCGAACUCUAUUCACUUUUAUUCGAUGAAACAAAGGCGAAAGAAACUACUCUGAUGUUCGGUGUUAUGUGGUUCUUACAUAAGAAAGCACGAUUACCGUAA